Scomber japonicus (chub mackerel) is the source of this 3801-nucleotide messenger RNA. RefSeq names its product BRD4-interacting chromatin-remodeling complex-associated protein. The transcript has 13 exons. Gene Ontology annotation, cellular component: SWI/SNF complex. The coding region runs from base 1 to 3801 and encodes 1266 amino acids. NCBI's taxonomy places the organism in Eukaryota, Metazoa, Chordata, Actinopteri, Scombriformes, Scombridae. The record is from RefSeq and is a predicted model, not a curated record. Gene Ontology annotation, biological process: positive regulation of DNA-templated transcription.
AUGGAGGAUGAAGAUGGGACUUGUCUACUUGAUGUUUUGUGUGACCCCCAAGCCCUGAACGACUUCCUUCAUGGGACCAAUGAGCUGCAGACUGAAGACCUGCUCAUUAACUCCUCCUCUGGGGAGCCCUCCCUCUUCACAGAUGCCCCGAGCCCCGUCUCUCUGCUGGGAGAUGGAAGGGAUUCCUCUGACACGCCUCCACCGGGGUGUGUGGAUUUGUCCUUCCUGGAGGAGGCCCUCCUGUCAUCGCCGGAGGGCGGAGAAGACCCACAGGUGGUGCAGGGUGGGCCUCCUGUUGAGCCUGGAUGUGAAGCAAAGAAGGGCGAAAUGGAGGAAGCGGAGGAGGCGGAGGUGGCAUGUGAUAUCCUCCAGCAGAGCUUGCAGGAGGCUGACAUCACUGAGCAGACCAUGGCUCUGGAGGCAGGGUUGCCCCAACCAGGGGACAGUCUGUCCCUUUACUCUCCGGCCCCUCUCCUCUCUCCACCAACUGUACCAUUUCUACACAAGUCUGUGACCUUGCCUGUCACCCCAGCGCUGCCCAGAGACACCCAGGCAGCAGUGGAGCCCCCCCAGCCCUCCCUCCUGGCUGUUGGGCCUGGCUGCCCUUCUUUAAAACCUGCUGCCCCUCCUCAGCUGAUGGGGCUCCUGCCUGGAAAUGUUUUCCCUGGUCCUUCUCCAGAGACCUCCUUCUCUUUGAGUCCUGUUCAGGGCUCCAGUAUGAUCAUCCAUAAGGCCAUGCCAAGUGUGACCAGCCGUCCUCUUUUCACCCCAACCCUGAGAGCAGCAGCACCAGGCAUUGUUCUACAACGCGCCCCUCUUCCCAUUCAACCCAAGCUGCCCAUCAGCAUUCAGCCCAGACUGGUUCAAAUUAGUCCCAAACCGUCUGGGCAAAAACCCACUCCUGGUCUCACGUUUGUACCUGGGACCGCCUCACCAAAUAUUUUACUGUCUCAACCUCCUGGCCAGAAGCCUGCAGCUCCAACACCGCAGCCCACCCAGCAGCUCCCAAAACCGGUCAGUUUGCAGCUGGUGAACCAGGGUGGCUCCUUUGUGCUCCAGCCUCAGGGACUCUUCCAAGGCCAAAACCAGUUCCUUCUUCCGGGGCAGUGUCCUGUUACGAUAUCCCAGCCUGCCAGUGGAGCUCGACCUCUGCUGACUACCAGUCACCAUGGCCCGUCGGUCCACAGUGUGACUUCCUCCAGCGGGCAGCUUGUAGACGGCUCUCAGAUCCUAACUGUACCCCAAAGACAGCUGAACUUCAGUCCUGUCUUCACCACCCCAACAGGGCAGCUAGCUCUCCGCCAGGCCACUGUGCUUUCAGGACCUUUGCAGCUACAGUCAGCGCCCCCUACUGUCUUCCAGAUGCCGGCACAGCUGGCUGGAACCUACACUCCAGGAGGACAGGGGCAGCGUGCCACCCUGGUCCACAGUCCCGCUCUGGGAAACCACAUUACUUUGAUCAACAGCUCUGGGGUGCUUCCUCCAGAUCUCACUUCCAUCUCGAUCGUUAAUGGUCCCUCAGUGGUUCAGGGGUUGCCUUUUGCUGCCCAGGCCCAGGCUCCUCAGGCAGCAGUGACAGAAGGACAGCUGAGCCUCCAGCAGGCCUCAGUGGUGCUGCUGCCAGAGAGAGCUGUCCCCGAAGAGAGGAGCAGCUCAGAGGAGACUUUCCACCAACUACCACAGCCCUACGGACAUGUUCUCCAGCACGUCUCGGUGCAGCCGACCGCUGCAGGGCUGCAGUCCUCGUCUCCUCCUGUAGUUACAGUCCUACAGCCCCCUCCUGAACCACCUCUGGCCCCCGAUCCGGCUGUGGAGAUGCCUAAACUUUUGAUGCCCCCAGCCGACAUGACCCAAGUAGUGGAAGAGGUGACCCACUCGAUGAGUCAGAACCAGGCCUUUAUGCAACAUCUGCAACAGCAAGCACUUAGUUCUCCUAUCGCAUCCGAGCUGUUGGUUGGAGCGUUGCCAGUGGUGCCGAUGGAGUCCCUCGCCUCCCCGGUGGCCAGUGAGAGAGAGACCCAGCAGCAGACGCAUGCAGUCACCGUUCAGGACGCCUGCACUGUGAUGUCUGAUCAGUGCGUUGAGGCUUCUCCGCUUCCCUCAGACCCGGACACGGACACACCGCUGCUCUGCUCCUCUCCUCCGAUUCAGGACACGGGGAGAGCAGCUUCAGCAACGUUCUCCCCUCCAGCUGGGCCUCAGAUCACGCUGCCGGGACCUUCAGAGAGUUCAGUCCCCCAGACCUCUGCUCCCCAGCCCUGCACCGAGCCACAAGUCCAGUACCAGGUUCCUCAUCAACUCCAGGUCUCACAGGCCUUAUUUACCCAGAAUCAAGUACAGAUCCAGCCGUCUGUUUCCCAGCCUUUGCCCCAGGCCCAGCUGCCUGUUUCGCAGCCUCAGUCCUUGGUCCAUACUUCAGUUCACUCCCCUCUGCAUGUCAGCAUCUCGGUGCCUCAGCAGCAGCCUGAUCCCACGGCUGCGUCUACGAGUCUCUCCAUAGGAGGAGACGACUCCACUGUCCAACAGCACACACAAAUCAAGCCAACAGCUGCCUUGGCCGUGGAGAGUAAUACAUAUACUCUCGAUGUCCGUCCACCCUCUCCUGCAGUACAGAGCGUCCAGGCUCACGGGCCCCCGGCUCCCAGGGAGUGCGCCCCCAUCCCGACCAGCCAGCAGACAGGCACCAAGCUGGCAGGUCUGGAGCAGCGGAGAGAGGAGAGGCUCACACCAGCACUGCGCAGGCACAGGUUCCAGCAGCAGCUUUGUUUGGACCACCGAGCGGUCCAGAACCCGUUCACCGGUCCGGCCUUCUCCACCCUGAAGGACACUGUGAGACGUCUGCUGCCGUACCACACCUGCGCCGGUCACCUGCCCACUCAGGAUGACUUCAAUUUAGUGGACCAGGAGUUCGACAGUGUGUCCGGUUUCCUGCUGAAACGCACCAAGGACAUGGUCAACAAAUACAGGCAGCUACUGGUUAGAGAAGCGCAGCAGGAGAGUCCGUCAGCAGAGAUGGUGAUGCUGGAGCGUCUCUUCCUCCAGGCAGAACGAUACGCUUUAGCGGAGGACAGACGGAGAGCCCGCAGAGACCCAGAGUCUUUUAUGAUGGCUUUGGCUACAUCAGCGUCUUCCCCCGAUGGUGCGCCCUCCUCCGGACCCUCCAGCAGCCCCUCCUCUCCACCAGCCUGGACCAGACUCUCCGACCGGCCUCCAGGACUCAAGACGUACCGCUCCAGCUCCCGCGGGGCUCUCAGGCUCACCAUCAAGCAGGAGUCCGGCUCCCGUAAGGUGGUUCACAACUCGGCCUGCGACCCGGGGUUGAAGAGGGACCACAAAGGGCAGCUGACCAACGGCGGCGGAGCUGUGAACGAACGCCACUCUCAGGCACCCAACGGAGCACCACAGCAUCCUCAGCACAGCGAGGAGACCUCCAACGGACCCGCGCCCGGUAAAGCCGCCGAGGACGUCCGACAGACAGCACCCGUUCCCAAAAUUAAAGCCCCAAAUCCUCUUUCUAUGCCAGAGCCGCAGGCCGACUGCUUUGAGUUGCCUCCCAGAGAUGUCAGCGCCCCAAAACUGAAAUGCUACAGGCUGGAUGCGUCGCCUCGGCUGGAGCAGCGUUUCAGCCCGCCGCCUCCCCCCCUCCAAGAGGACAACAUGCUCAGUGAACAUCUACAGAGUGCCAUCGACAGCAUCCUGGAGCUUCAGCGCCUGCAGGGCCCCUCUGUAGCCCCGACCAGGGCCACGUCAGGCCCUUCACUGGACCAGGCUGUCACCAGCAUCUUGGAGGGACACCUGUGA